CAAGGGGAGGUGGGGGCUUGAUGUUCUCAGGCACUAGGGAGCCACUGAUGGUUGUAGAGCUGAGGCAGCCGUGGGCGGUGGAUUGGGACAGAGAUUCCAGAAGCUGCGUCCUCGGAACCCCUGUCCCUGGGGAUGCGUUCGGUCAUAAAGGGACCGGCUCAGCAGUAAAGGGGGUUUGUUUUUUUUUCUUUUCUCUUUUUUUGUUGGUUUCUUUAACUGGAAAAUGCAGAGAGGGUUUGGCUGAGUUUGGUGGCUUGAUGAGGUCACCGCACACUGGGGUUUCUUUGUCUCUCAGCUCUGUGUUCCCAGCUGUCGGCCGCCUCCCGGGCCUGCCUGCCCCUCUGGGGACAACGACCCAGAGUCCCUUGCUCCCCUCUCCUCACUGGGGGGGGCUGCUUCCAGAAGGUUCUCUCAGAAAAUCAGGUUCACGAUGCCCAACUGGGGAGGAGGCAAGAAGUGCGGGGUGUGCCAGAAGACGGUGUACUUCGCCGAGGAGGUGCAGUGCGAAGGCAGCAGCUUCCACAAGUCCUGCUUCCUGUGCAGAGACAAGGACGCUGGGCUGUUGUGGGGAUCCCAACGCAAGGAGCUUGGGAAGCGAAGCGCCUAAAGGAAGAGCGAGUGUUCAGCAGGGGACCUCGGGGAGACGGGGUCACAGAGGAGACCCCGCAGGGGCCGAAGACCCAGCCCCCGGCCCUCCUCCUGCGUCACAGGAAGCACCCUUCCGAGAGUCUGGGGCGUCUUCGUCCCAGGUGCCUUGCGAUCCAGUGGUCUGCAAGAAGAACCUGGACAGCACGACCGUGGCCGUGCACGGCGAGGAGAUCUACUGCCGGUCCUGCUACGGCAAGAAGUACGGGCCCAAGGGCUACGGCUACGGGCAGGGCGCCGGCACGCUCAGCACCGACAAGGGGGAGUCGCUGGGCAUCCGGCACGAGGAGGCUCCUGGCCACAGGCCCACCACCAACCCCAACGCCUCCAAGUUUGCCCAGAAGAUCGGGGGCUCUGAGCGCUGCCCCCGCUGCAGCCAGGCCGUGUACGCCGCCGAGAAGGUGAUCGGCGCCGGGAAGUCCUGGCACAAGUCCUGCUUCCGCUGCGCCAAGUGCGGCAAAGGCCUGGAGUCCACCACCCUGGCCGACAAGGACGGCGAGAUUUACUGCAAAGGAUGCUACGCUAAGAACUUCGGGCCCAAGGGCUUCGGCUUCGGGCAGGGAGCAGGCGCCUUGGUGCACUCAGAGUGAGGCCGCCUGCCCUCCCCGCCCCCCCAUGUGCCGUCUCCACCACCCGCUCCCCGCAGCCUCGGCCACCCCCGGACGCCUCUCCUCAGCCCUGCCCCACCCACGUCGCCAGUGACCGGAGCUUGGUGUCUGGCCCCCUCUGGUUUGGGGGCAGCCUGAGGUCCCCCCUCAGGGGCUCCCCCUGCCCGCGGUCUGCGCCGUCACCGGCGGGAGUCUCCGUGGUUUUAGCCUCCCACACCCGCCCGCAGGCCUCCGUUCUCAGCCUCCUCAGCUGAGCAUCCACCAUCAUCUGAGCCCACAUCUCGGGGCCCAGGGGGGAGGCUGUGGUUCCGACCCCAGAGCUUCUCCUCUGCGAGAAAGAGGGAGUCCCCCCAGCUCAGGAGUCACCAGGGCCGGGGAGGGGACAGAGAGGCAUGAGAACCUCUCCCCUAGGCCAUGACCUUGAGACUGUGACCUUGAGGCCAUGACCUUUGAGUCUGUGACCUUUGAGGUUGCGACCUUGAGGCUGUGGGGAAUUGGUGUCCUUCCCCGGGGGGGGUGGGAGAACACCCAGGUCUGAGAACCCCAGAGUCCACACACAGUCUGACCUCCCCAGCUCCCCGUUUGAUGGGGGUCCCCAUGAAACACCCCAGUACCCACCCCUGUGUAUCAGAGGCCCAACUCUGAGGGAGAUGGCUCUGCCCCUGACCCGGGGUCCCUGUCCACACACACCCAGCCCAGCGCCCCGCUGCCAUGCCGCUCGCCCUCACACGGAGGCCCACGGCCCCAGUCCUCGUCUGGACACCCCUCCCCUCUGCACCCCGAGCUCAGGACCUUCCUGCCCAUGCAGGGGUCUCGCCCCGGCUGCCCUCCCCUCCCCUUCCCGGGGGCCCCCUCUGUCCACGUCACCUCUCCCUUCCAGGCCCCCAGGUCAGAGCAGCAGGAGCAGGGAGGGGUGGCCGCGAUGCUCCCAGGGACAGAAAGAGGACUAGACGGAUGGAGCUGGGCCUGGAGGGCUGCGGGCCUGGGCUGUACUCAAGCUGACCCCCCACUUGGUCAAUAAAAGCCAUCAGAACGGG
Molecule: messenger RNA, 2290 nt
Organism: Myotis myotis
Lineage: Eukaryota; Metazoa; Chordata; Mammalia; Chiroptera; Vespertilionidae
Gene: CSRP1
Product: cysteine and glycine rich protein 1
Exons: 7
Coding region: 21-1235 (404 amino acids)
Biological process (GO): muscle tissue development; sarcomere organization
Cellular component (GO): Z disc; nucleus; cytoplasm
Molecular function (GO): structural constituent of muscle; actinin binding
Source: RefSeq, a predicted model, not a curated record